Messenger RNA from Eptesicus fuscus (big brown bat), 2371 nucleotides. RefSeq names its product tudor domain containing 1 (gene TDRD1). The transcript has 17 exons. The record is from RefSeq and is a predicted model, not a curated record. Bases 12 to 2345 code for a protein of 777 amino acids. NCBI's taxonomy places the organism in Eukaryota, Metazoa, Chordata, Mammalia, Chiroptera, Vespertilionidae. Gene Ontology annotation, biological process: spermatogenesis.
AAUCACUGUUAAUGGAGCAGUUCUGCUCUGUAAAGAUUAUCAACAUCUUGGAAGAGGAAGUGGUUACCUUUGCUGUGGAUGUUAUGCUACUAAGUUCAGGAAAACUCUUAGACGAUGUGCUUGUAGAAAUGGGAUAUGGCUUGUUACCUAAGGGACAAAAUUUUAAGAAGCAAAGUGCGGUUCAAAGUGAGCCUGAAGAUGUUGGGAAAAUGACAGCUGAAAACAAAAUUGUUGUAGACAGAAGAGACUUAAUCCCAAAAGUGUUAACUUUGAAUGUAGGUGAUGAGUUCUGUGGUGUGGUUUCCCACAUUCAGACUCCAGAAGACUUUUUUUGUCAAAAACUACAAAGUGGACAUAAGCUCGCUGAACUGCAGGCAUCCCUUAAUGAGUACUGUGGUCAAGUGUCUCCACGCUCAGAUUUUUAUCCAACCAUUGGUGACAUCUGCUGUGCUCAGUUCUCGGAGGAUGAUCAGUGGUACCGUGCCUCCGUCUUGGCUUACGCCUCUGAAGACUCUGUGCUGGUCGGAUAUGUAGAUUACGGAAACUUUGAAAUCCUGAGUUUGAAAAGACUGUGCCCCAUAACUCUGAAGUUGUUGGAAUUGCCAAUGCAAGCAAUAAAGUGUGUGCUGGCAGGGGUAAAGCCAUCAUUAGGAAUUUGGACUCCAGAAGCUAUAUGUCUAAUGAAAAAAACUGUACAGAACACAAUGAUCACGGUGAAAGUGGUGGACAAGUUGGAGAACAGUUCCGUGGUGGAGCUUAUAGAUAAAUCCAUGACACCUCCUAUCAGUGUUACUGAAGUUCUCACAGAUGCAGGCUUUACUGUCCGGGAAAAGGGGAUAGUGAAAGAGAAGCUCAGUGACAUGAAAGAAGCCAGUGCUCCCUUGGGUGUAGAAGCAAAACUAAAUCCAUUGGCAUGGACAUGGGUUGCCCUUACUGUUGACCAAACAGUAGAUGUUGUGGUCUGUUUGAUACAUAGUCCUGGAGAAUUUUAUUGUCACAUGCUUAAAGAGGAUGCUUUAAAGAAACUCAAUGAUUUGAACAAAUCACUAGCAGAACUUUGCCAGCAGAAGUUGUCUAAUGACUUUAAGGCAGAAAUAGGGCAACCUUGUUGUGCUUUUUUUUCAGGUGAUGGCCGUUGGUAUCGUGCUUUAGUCAAGGAAAUUGUACCAAAUGGAAACAUUAAAGUACAUUUUGUGGAUUAUGGAAACAUUGAAGAAGUUACUGCAGAUGAACUCCAAAUGAUCCCCUCUGAAUUUUUAACGCUUCCAUUUCAAGGGAUACAGUGUUGGUUAGUAGAUAUACAGCCUAGAAACAAACACUGGACUAAGGAAGCCAUAGCAAAAUUUCAGAUGUGCGUUGCAGGGAUAAAACUACAAGCCCGAGUGGUUGAAAUCUCUGAAAAUGGAGUGGGACUUGAGCUCACCGAUCUCUCCACUUGUUAUCCCAGAAUAAUUAGUGAUAUUCUCAUUGAGGAACAUCUGGUUGUAAAAGCCAGUUCACCACAAAAAGACUGUGCAACAAACAGACCUGUCAAUAAACAUGAUCUUCAGAUUGAAACCCCAGGGCAUCAAGCUGUCUCUUUAGCUCAGCAGUGGAGGACAAUAGAAUUGCCAGUUGAUAAAACUGUACAAGCCAGCAUAUUAGAAAUCAUAAACCCAAACCUAUUUUAUGCUCUGCCAAAUGACAUGCCAGAAGAUCAGGAAAAACUGUACAUAUUGACAACUGAAUUGUUAGUAUAUUGCAAUGCUCAGACGAGGCGAUCAUCCUAUAGACCAAGAGCUGGAGAUGCGUGCUGCGCCCAAUACACAAGUGAUGAUCUCUGGUACCGCGCUAUUGUUCUGGGGGCGUCAGAGGCCGAGGUAAAAGUGAUCUAUGCGGACUAUGGAAACGUGGAAACUCUGCCUCUUUGCAGAGUGCUGCCAAUCUCUGCCAGCCACCUGGAACUUCCUUUCCAAAUUAUUAAAUGUUCGUUCGAAGGACUAAUGGAAUUGAAUGGAAGCUGUUCUCAACUAGUAAUAGAGCUACUAAAAAACUUCAUGUUGAAUCAGAAUGUAAUGCUGUCUGUCAAAGGAAUCACUAAGAAUGUUCAUACCGUGUCGGUUGAGAAAAGCUCUGAGAACGGUGCUGUCAGUCUAACUGAUAAGCUGGUGAUGUAUGGUCUGGCAAGAAACAUCACAUCUAAACAGCAAAAUGCUCUAAAUAAAGAAAAGAUGAACAGGAUGAAUUGCUGCUGCUCAGAAUUACAGAAACAAGUUGAAAAACAUGAACAGAUUCUUCUCUUCCUCUUAAACAAUCCAACCAAUCAAAAUAAAUUUAUUGAAAUGAAAAAGUUGUUAAGAAGUUAAGUUGAAGACAUCACUUUAAGAAAAAC